Molecule: messenger RNA, 558 nt
Organism: Mytilinidion resinicola
Lineage: Eukaryota; Fungi; Ascomycota; Dothideomycetes; Mytilinidiales; Mytilinidiaceae
Exons: 2
Coding region: 1-558 (185 amino acids)
Source: RefSeq, a predicted model, not a curated record
AUGGCCAUGGACGAAGAGGAGGACAAAGCGCUCCAGUGGCUGAGAAGGGUGAGCCAGCCGGCGCCUCGUGGGGAUUCUACGGUACUGGCCAUAGAAGCAAUGCUUCGGUUGGCGGAAUUGGGGCAGCAGGCAAGUCUUAGACGCGGAGUUCUAAUGACAUCUGCGUCCGCAGACUCGGGCCUGCCGUCCAGUUUGGCAGCUCAGGACGGGGAGAGUACUGGCGAGAGGUCUCACAGGAACAGUACAGUGACGGAUCAAACUUCACGAGGGAGCAAUACCCCGACGGGGUUAUCUCGAUCGGGAGCGGUGGAAAACGUGACCAAAGCGGCGACGGAUGACAUGGAUGAAAAUGACGAGGGAGGACGCCUUGUCCGGCAUAUCAGAAGGCCGCGGGAUGGUUCAGAGCUCCCACCCACAUCUCCGCCCACGCCGAAGCGUUUACAGAAGGAGGAUAAGCGACAAUAUAUUCCAAGCCAGCUUGGCAAGGCCUCUUUGGAGACGAAUAAGUCGACUGCGCCCAAGGACACAGCAUCCAAGGUUAAGGCGGAAGAUGUGUAG